GUUAUAAAUAAACAAGAUGACACAACCUAGUUUCGUUUUGUCGCUCUUUCGUGGAAACAGGAAUGAAAGUAUCAGUGCCCUGGCUUGCACCAAUACUGCACACUCUGUCUGGAGAGCGUUUGACAGCAGGACACGAUGGACGGCAGUAGCUACCACGCGUCAGUAAUUUCAUUUAAAACCAGUGAAACCUCCCCUGCAGUGCUGAAGCUGGACAUAAAAUGGGGCGACAUGUCCCGUGUUCUUGUUGCCGUUACCAACCAGUUGGGCUAUCUGGAACGUAUUCUGUUCCUGGAGAGAUGUGAGUCCCACAACUUCGUGUGGUCGGGGUUCACAAACUCCCAGCUGUACACCGUCCUGGUGUGGGGCCUGAAAGACAGCCCAGCUACCGGCGCCGUCACAGACCUGAAAGACAACCCAGCUACCGGCGCCAUCAUAGACCUGAAAGACAACCCAGCUACCUGCGCCAUCAUAGACCUGAAAGACAACCAAGCUACCGGCGCCAUCAUAGACCUGAAAGACAACCCAGCUACCUGCGCCAUCAUAGACCUGAAAGACAACCCAGCUACCUGCGCCAUCAUAGACCUGAAAGACAACCCAGCUACCGGCGCCGUCAUAGACCUGAAAGACAACCCAGCUACCUGCGCCAUCAUAGACCUGAAAGACAACCCAGCUACCAGCGCCGUCAUAGACCUGAAAGACAACCCAGCUACCGGCGCCGUCACAGACCUGAAAGACAACCCAGCUACCUGCGCCAUCAUAGACCUGAAAGACAACCCAGCUACCUGCGCCGUCAUAGACCUGAAAGACAACCCAGCUACCGGCGCCGUCAUAGACCUGAAAGACAGCCCAGCUACCUGCGCCAUCAUAGACCUGAAAGACAACCCAGCUACCGGCGCCGUCAUAGACCUGAAAGACAGCCCAGCUACCUGCGCCAUCAUAGACCUCAAAGACAACCCAGCUACCGGCGCCAUCACAGACCUGAAAGACAACCCAGCUACCGGCGCCGUCACAGACCCAAUGGUGGCAUCAUACACUGUGGAGGCAUUUGAGAGGAUUUCAAUUCCACAAUCAGGUGAACCAGAAGAGAGGGUACGUGUUCUUGACCUUGCUGGAGGGAAUCAUUUCGGCUUUUUGACUAUGAAAGACUUGCUGAAAUCACAGGAAGUUCUCGAGAUGGAGGUUGAGCACAAGCCACCACUGGACUACAGCCUCAAGCCUACAGGACCUUCUGACAGCGAGGCAGGUCUGUGUGUUGUGUUCUGUGAGAGAAGUCAGAAGGAGUACGUUGUGAUGUCGUCUGCCCCGGUCAGUGCCGGCAUCCCACUCCUGCCUGUCUGUCGGUCCAGGACCAACUACAAGGUCAGAGCUAUCGGGCUAACAAAUAACAAAGGUCACACAUUCAGACAACUGUCUCCAGUCUGCCAACAAAACACCCCCUGUGGAAGCUCAAACAUCAUCCCCAUCAAGACCUACAUGUCCAAAGAAGAUCUUGCAAAACUCCAGGAGAAGGCAGAAACAUACUGUCGGAACCACGCCCUAACUCCCAAGAAAUAUCCCAUCACACAGAUGUAUCGAAAUAAACCAAUAUCCUACUUUAAUGGCAUCAUGUAUAACAAGAAUGGUGUGAUGGAGAAAUACCUGAAGGACAACAAUGGCGACCCAUAUUCUGCGAUCAACAACAAGAUCAGUGGCCUCUUCUUCAGUGGGUCAUUUGACACAAGGGAAACAAAUCCUCCCCAACGGCCACCAAACUUCUCUUACUUUGGCGAAAUUCGACUUUUCGUCCCAGCAGAGGAACUGUUCACAUCAGACAUCAGAAUGUAUUUUGCUGACUUCUUUUGUCACUAUAAAGUACAUUAUGUCACAGUAGUUCUCACUAAGACAGGAUCAGAUGAUGAUAAGUUCUGUGAAGAAAGACUGAUCGAACUAGACUUGCAGACAAACCCGUUUUUCACUGUCACAGAAAACGUCCCACACAGAAGAAAUGAGAUGCCCGUUUCCCCCAAUUCUGAUGAGAACUCUGUGAGUAGAGACGAUUCUCAUCCUGCAUCAGAGGAACCCUCUUCCACCGAAACACCAAUGGCCAGGCCAGCCUCUCCAUCAUACACCAUCCAAGAGGUUGUCCAGAAGACGUUCACAAUGACAUCUGUGAACAAGUUCCAUGUGGAAUUCCUGUACACUGAGGAUGUCGACAUCAAGGGCCUGACGGAAAAAUGUGGGGGGGACAAAGUUUACCGAAGAACUGUUCUUGUUCGGGGCAAUGGACGAAGUUUGCCAGAAGGUAUUCCAAAGAAGGCCUCCUGUGGAACUUGCAACCUUUGCUACUGACCAGGGGUCCGGAAACCGUCAUAAGCACCGAACAUGUCCGAUUGGGAAUUUCAAAUGUCCGGUUUGAAAUAUUGCUUACCGGACAUUUAAAUUUUUCUGUCCGGACAUACGCUAUUUGAAGGGGGCGUGGCCUAAAUGCAAAUGUCCGAUUGGGAUUUUAAAUUUUCCUGGACCCCUGCUACUGACAUAACUAAAUCUCAGUUUUGUAUGUUUUGUCUCUUUUUUAAUGCUACACUUUUCAAUAUUCCUGCAGACAAAACACAUUUAACAUCGCAAUAAACAAUGAUUGUGGAUAUAGAUGUGUGGUGAACAAGAGUUGUUCCAAUGUGACUUACAAAAUCUCAUUGAACAGAUGCCUCUGUCCGGGUUUCUAACAAACAAGUGUCAUCUACAGUCCGCUUGACUCCAAAUGAGAACGAUGAAUUGCAAAAUAACUCGAAAUCCAGAAAAGUGUAUGAAACAUCAAUAGGGUACUUGACCAUGAAUACCCUGUACCCAACAAAAUCUGAAUUUUGUUUAUUUUAAGACCCAUGAUGGAUGAAGUUCUUUAAGAAACUAUCAUGUAAUUUUGUAUAGAAAUGUGUAUUAUGAGAUUUCAUGACAAUCGGUCACUUCGAUAAUGGUUUGAUUCUAUCUGUGAUAAAAACAUUUAAAAGAUA
Haliotis rufescens (red abalone) is the source of this 2987-nucleotide messenger RNA. RefSeq lists its product as uncharacterized. Bases 136 to 2328 code for a protein of 730 amino acids. The record is from RefSeq and is a predicted model, not a curated record. The transcript has 5 exons. NCBI's taxonomy places the organism in Eukaryota, Metazoa, Mollusca, Gastropoda, Lepetellida, Haliotidae.